Molecule: messenger RNA, 1525 nt
Organism: Entrophospora candida
Lineage: Eukaryota; Fungi; Glomeromycota; Glomeromycetes; Entrophosporales; Entrophosporaceae
Source: the annotation of a GenBank genome assembly
AUGGACGAAAAACUAUCACGACAUCAACGUCACAAUAUAAAUAAAAGGCUCAAAUGGGGGCAAAAUAACAUAGAGUCCCAAGAACUGGAAGAGGAUAACAUCACCUUUAAUCCAUUAAAGCAUCGAACCCAAUCUGCAACUCGAAAGCUAUGCACACAUGAUAAGGUUUAUUAUCUUGAAAAAGAGUGGAUAAGUGUUCCUCUCUGUCCCUCUGAUUGCAUAUCAUCAAAAAAAAGCAAGACUCAACAAGAUGUAUCCACUCAAGAUUUACUAAUUGAGACCUUAAUCUGGGAGGCAAAAAAUGCUGAUGGCAAUUAUCUUAAUUCACCUGAGGUUCUUCCAAAUUUUCUCAGAUUGAUCAACAGAUAUAUAAUCAACAAAGCUGAUGAAAGUGAUGAAGAGUCGGAGCUUCAAGUUACAAAUUCAUCAUCUGAAGGGGACAAAAAAUUGUGGGUUGAUUUUGGGAUAUGGUUAGGUUUUGUGGGAUCAAUUAAAGCAAGAGAAGUGCAACGCCAUCUCAAAAAUAGGUGGAAAAAAAUCCAACAUGCCUUGGACUUACGAAAUAAUGGAGAUAUUAUCAUGACAACCACUAAUAAUAAAGAUAAGACUGAGGAAAUUGCAAAAGCACAAAACAAUUUCAGUCCACUGGUCAGGUUGGCACAACUUCGUUAUGUUGUAAGACCAGAGUGCAUUACAGACUCAAAUAACAAAACCCUAAUACAUCUUGAACAACUUGAUAACCUAUCUACCAUUACAAAAGCUACAGAUGCCAUUAAUAAUUACUAUUUCCACACUUUGAAUAAUGCAACCCAUCGAAGUGAUGGAUUCUGGAACAAUUUUACCGAACAUUUUGGAGCUUAUACAUUAUAUAAUACCCUUCCCUAUUCUAGCUCUGAUAUUGCAAGUUCACACAAUGCUGAUCACCAGGAAUGUGUCAAUAAUCUCCUCCGUGGUCUCAAACCUCUGUCAGAUGUCAUUAACAAAUUUAUUCAAGAUAAUUACGAAAGUUUAUAUGAGAAAUUAAGCAAGCUAGUAUGGGGGCCAUUUGCACCAAGACCUUUUGGGGUUUUUCCAAUGAUUGCUAUUAAUUACAAUAUUAUUAGUGAUUAUCACUGGGAUGAAAAUGAUGAGGCAAAUUGUUUCUGUUGUCUUGUUGCUUUAGGAGAUUUUGAAGGAGGUGAACUAUGUUUUCCCCAGCUCCAGAUUGUGGUAGUGCUUCAGCCUGGGCAAGUUGUUGCAUUUUCCUCACGUUUUCUACUUCAUGGCAACUUUCCCAUUACCAAAGGAAUCCGACACAGUGUUGUUUACUAUGUUCAUCGUGGAUUUUUUCAUAAUUCACGGGAUUUCACCAAGGUUUAUGAAUGCAAGGAUGAAAUUUAUAGAGACGCAAAGGGUAACAUUAACAAUCCUCAACAAAACCUCACUGAUGCUAAUGGGUCAAACAACUUAAUCAACCUUACGAAACCAAAAGCAUUCCAAACUUGUAUCUCAUCUGCAUCAUCUGAUAACAGACGAAGGGGUGUAG